UUCCUAUUGGUCCCACCACACAAGGGGCACCCCAGUUCCUACUGGGCUGGUGAGCAAAGGGUCUCUGCCUGUGGAGGAGAAGGCCUGAGCAGAAGCCCUUCAUCAGAAAAGCUCAGCUGGUGUGGAGAGGUCCUUGUCUGAGCACAUGGAGAGACCUGGCCACAGACACCUCUAGACUGAGCUGGUAGGUGCGCAGCAGACAGAAAACACCAGCAAGGACCAGAAAAUACAGCAAGAACAGGCAGGAAAGGCAGGCAGGGGCACAGGAAGAUCAGCCUGCACAGCAUGGAGAUACCUGUGGGAGCAAACAGCAUGCCCAGAACAGAUGAGGUCUGCACUGUGCCUGAGCAGAAUAGGGAGCCUGAGGCAACGUGCUCUGGGGAGCCGUCCACGAGCCGAGAAGCGAAGGCCAAAAAGAGUCGCUCCUCCCGCUCCUCUAGGGCUGGGCUGCUCUUCCCUGUGAGCCGCAUAGACAGGCAGCUGCGCAGAGGCCAGUUCGCUGAGCGCUUUGGAGCCAGUGCCUCUGUUUACCUGGCUGCUGUGCUGCAGUGGGUGACGCACAAGACCAUGGACAGUGCUGGGAAGAUUUCCAAGAAGAGCAACGAACAAUGCAUCUCUCCAUGCCACUUGCGGAUGUCUGUGAAGAACAGCUCUGUACUCAAGCACCUUCUGGGAAGCGGACCCAAGCACCGUGGCAGGGCUGUCCCCCGAAGCCAGCGUGUGGCCUCACCCUCCAAAAUGAAGAAGACCAAGGGGAGGAAGAGAAGCCACAGGCAACCGGCUGCACCUGCCCGUGUCACUGCUGCUGUCACUAUCAAGUGAAAGCAGAAACUCCUCUCCUAUAUUGGCAUGGCAAGGGCUGUCUUGUUUGCCAAAUUAUCCGCUAUGGUCUAACAAUUGAAUAAAAGCCCUUGCACUACGA
Molecule: messenger RNA, 922 nt
Organism: Numida meleagris (helmeted guineafowl)
Lineage: Eukaryota; Metazoa; Chordata; Aves; Galliformes; Numididae
Product: late histone H2A.2.2-like
Exons: 1
Coding region: 286-822 (178 amino acids)
Cellular component (GO): nucleosome
Molecular function (GO): structural constituent of chromatin; protein heterodimerization activity; DNA binding
Source: RefSeq, a predicted model, not a curated record